AUGGAAGAUGAUGAUGAUGAUGAUGAUGAUGUUAAUGGGUGUACACAAAUGUUGAUGGGUGUAAUGGAGGAACUCCUGAAUCCAACCGCCAAGGGGUUCUAUGAUAUGUUAGAAGACGUUGAUGAACCUUUGUGGGAUGGAUGUGAAAAUUAUUCAAAAUUACAAGCUGCAAUAGAGUUGUUGCAUUGGAAGUCAGAAUACAAUAUAUCUGAGGCUGCCUAUGAUCACAUACUUCCUAUAAUUAAGCAGAUGUUAUCCAAAGGUGAGAAACUUGUUGAGAACUUCUAUGAGACGAAAAAGCUUUUGAAAGAGCCUUAUGAAAGUUCUAUGGUGGCUAAGUUCGGUGAUGAUACUAGUUGCCACCCCCUCUUUGAUAAUGAAACAUGGUGUGAUGUUUCUGGAGGAGUCAAGAAAGGAAGAAUAUAUGGAUUCGGGUCUGUGUCUGAUCCAGCGAGCUUUUUGGAAGGAACAUCUAGUACAAUAACAUCCCAAGAGGUUGUCUAUGAAUGUGUACGAAACGAGAUGCGUGGGGAAAUGGAUGAUAAAGCUGCAGAAAUGGAAGCUAAACAACAACAAAUGCGUGAGGAAAUGGAUGCCAAAGUUGCAGCAAUAGAUGCCAAACAACAACAAAUUGAUGCAAAAUAUGAAGCAAUGGAGAAGAUGUAUGCAACCUUGCAAAAUAUGAUGGGAAGUUGAAAAUUGGAGGUACAUGAACCGAAGAUGAUUGGAUGAACAUGAAAUGAAGAGAGCAGCUAAAAUGUUAUUUUGAAAUUAUGUUUUGUGAAAACUCAUUUCCCGAUGGUUAUUUUGAAGGUUAAACUUUUUUUUUUGUUUGUACCUCUUUUGCAUACAUUGGAUAGUUUUUUUUUCGGAUGUUUUUUGAAUGAUAAUUUGGUAAACUUUGAUAGUUUUGGUGAUGUAAUAU
Molecule: messenger RNA, 925 nt
Organism: Lactuca virosa
Lineage: Eukaryota; Viridiplantae; Streptophyta; Magnoliopsida; Asterales; Asteraceae
Source: the annotation of a GenBank genome assembly